This is a messenger RNA of Drosophila navojoa, 2482 nucleotides long. It is a transcript of the gene Gad1, whose product is annotated as glutamate decarboxylase. Gene Ontology annotation, biological process: GABA biosynthetic process. The record is from RefSeq and is a predicted model, not a curated record. Gene Ontology annotation, cellular component: cytoplasm. Gene Ontology annotation, molecular function: glutamate decarboxylase activity; pyridoxal phosphate binding. NCBI's taxonomy places the organism in Eukaryota, Metazoa, Arthropoda, Insecta, Diptera, Drosophilidae.
UCAUAGCUCCGCAGAUCGUCAGCGAGUGUAGCUGCUUUUCGUAGGCAUCCAAAACUUUCGAGCGCAGCUCGUCACAGUUGGUCUUGUGGCUCCGUCCCGUUCGGUUCAGUUCAAUCAAGUUCCCAGUUUACGCGAGUGUUGUGCAGCCGAGUUUUGUCAUCUCGAUAGCUAGCUAGCUAGAACUAGCUUAGUCAAACGCUCAUUUUGCACUCGCUCGAUCGCAAACGUCAUUUGUUGUUGUUUGUUAUUGUUCUUGUUGUUCCCUGCAUCGCACAUUUUCGCUCUUCACACGUAAUUGCCAGUAAAGCAGCCAAAGUGAAUUACUUAAAGCAAUACAUCGACGAUAUCCGCAGGAUAAUCGAGGAGAAAAUGUCGCUCAAUCCAAACGGGUAUAAGCUCUCCGAAAGGACGGGCAAACUAACAGCAUAUGAUCUCUUGCCCACGACAGUCACCGCUGGAGCAGAGACUCGUGAAUUUCUGUUGAAAGUAAUCGACGUGCUGUUGGACUUCGUGAAGGCAACCAAUGAUCGAAAUGAGAAGGUGCUGGACUUUCAUCACCCGGAGGAUAUGAAGCGUCUGCUCGACUUGGAUGUGCCGGAUCGGGCGCUGCCGCUGCAGCAGCUGAUUGAGGACUGCGCCACGACGCUUAAGUAUCAGGUGAAGACAGGCCAUCCCCACUUCUUCAAUCAGCUGUCGAACGGCUUGGAUCUGAUCUCCAUGGCUGGCGAAUGGUUGACCGCCACUGCCAACACGAACAUGUUCACAUACGAGAUAGCCCCGGUGUUCAUACUCAUGGAGAACGUGGUGCUCACCAAAAUGCGUGAGAUAAUCGGCUGGUCCGGCGGAGACUCGAUCCUGGCGCCCGGUGGCUCCAUUUCCAAUUUGUAUGCCUUCUUGGCCGCUCGCCACAAGAUGUUCCCCAACUACAAGGAGCACGGUUCGGUUGGCUUGCCGGGCACCUUGGUCAUGUUCACAUCGGACCAAUGCCAUUAUUCGAUCAAGUCUUGCGCUGCCGUCUGCGGGCUCGGCACCGACCACUGCAUCGUGGUGCCAUCCGACGAGCACGGCAGGAUGAUCACCUCCGAGCUGGAGCGCCUAAUACUGGAGCGCAAGGCCAAAGGCGACAUUCCGUUCUUUGUCAACGCCACGGCUGGCACAACUGUGCUGGGUGCAUUCGAUGAUAUCAAUACCAUCGCCGAUAUCUGCCAGAAAUACAACUGCUGGAUGCACAUCGAUGCUGCUUGGGGCGGUGGAUUGUUGAUGUCGCGCAAGCAUCGUCAUCCCAGGUUCACGGGAGUUGAGCGCGCGGAUUCUGUCACCUGGAAUCCACACAAGCUCAUGGGAGCCCUGCUCCAGUGCUCGACUAUUCAUUUCAAGGAAGAUGGCCUGCUCAUCAGCUGCAAUCAAAUGUCCGCCGAGUAUCUGUUCAUGACCGACAAGCAGUACGACAUCAGCUACGACACUGGCGACAAGGUGAUCCAGUGUGGGCGCCACAACGACAUUUUCAAGCUCUGGCUGCAAUGGCGCGCCAAGGGCACCGAGGGAUUCGAGCAGCAGCAGGAUCGCUUGAUGGAACUGGUUCAGUAUCAACUGAAGCGCAUUAGGCAGCAGUCCGAUCGUUUCCACUUGAUUAUGGAGCCCGAGUGCGUCAAUGUCUCGUUCUGGUAUGUGCCCAAGCGUUUGCGAGGUGUGCCUCAUGACAGCAAGAAGGAGGUUGAACUGGGCAAGAUCUGCCCCAUUAUCAAGGGACGAAUGAUGCAGAAGGGCACACUUAUGGUUGGGUACCAGCCGGACGAUCGAAGACCAAACUUCUUCCGGUCAAUCAUCUCUUCGGCGGCUGUGACCGAGCAGGAUGUGGACUUCAUGCUUGAUGAGAUACACCGUUUGGGCGAUGACUUGUAAGCGAUUCUAGCUUAGAACCUAUAUUGUCUCCAAAAGAUAAAUCUAGCUACUGUUGUGUAAUCGAUGCAACCAAGAAGUAUCUUUAAGGUAAAAAGCAUAUCAAAAAAACGCGAAGAGAAUAACGCUCAACUAAUCAAAGUUAUAUGUUACUGUACAUUGAAUUAUAAAGUGUUGCCGAAUGUUAUGUUUCAUUUCGCUUUUCAGUUAUUGAAUUCUAAGAGCCAACACAGUGUUGGAAAACUAUUAAAUAUGUACUCAUAAUAUAAUCAAAGUGUUGCCAAUUUGAAUGUUAUUUUAUGUUUCACUUUCACAAAGAAACUUCAAGAGUUUAUUGCGACUGUUGCAGAUACAAAUUAUAACAAGUUAUUAUAUCGUAAAGAACUUUAAAAAAUAUCUCUGUGUACAUUUAUAAUACAAUCCAAACACUACACAAAACCACCCGCCACACUCACCACCAAACCAGAAACAAACAAAUCAAUUUAAAAAUCAAGGUUGGAAUAUUUGAAAGCAAACAAAAUAAAACAUAAGAGUCUAAGUGUUGUAAAACGAUAUGAUAUCUUAACAUAUCAUAUAAGAAAAA